Stegodyphus dumicola is the source of this 1522-nucleotide messenger RNA. RefSeq names its product Farnesyl transferase beta subunit (gene Fntb). The record is from RefSeq and is a predicted model, not a curated record. Gene Ontology annotation, molecular function: protein farnesyltransferase activity. Gene Ontology annotation, biological process: protein farnesylation. Gene Ontology annotation, cellular component: protein farnesyltransferase complex. Lineage: Eukaryota; Metazoa; Arthropoda; Arachnida; Araneae; Eresidae.
GUUAACGAAAUUGAAGAUAGUAUUUGGUUAACCAUAGAAUAAAAAGUAUAAAGUUAUACGGUUACGUCAUGAAAUUAUUCCAACCGGUGAAAAAGCGGUAUUAGCCAAUAGAAAAUAAGUACUGUUUCUAUGGGCAACUAUUAACAACAUGGACGAAUUUUGUGAAAAUUUGACCGAAAAACUUCGAUGUUUAUCCUCCGAUUUUGAUGAACAGCGAUACGACGAUGAUGAUUUUGAGACUGCAACAUCAGCGGAGCAGAUUGAAGUGGAAGAUUCUGUACAAAAAUGUAUCCAAGUAAUAAAGAAUAUUGUUGAAAUAGACCCAAAGUGCCCGACAUUAUUGAGGGAGAAGCAUUUGCAGUUCCUUAAAAAAGGUUUAAAUGUGUUGCCAACUACAUUGCAGGUGCUGGAUGCAAGUCGAGCAUGGUUAAUUUAUUGGAUACUACAUUCAAUUCAGCUUUUAGAUGAACCCAUUACAGAAGAAUUAAAAACACACAUUAUUGGAUUCCUUCGUUCAUGUCAGCAUCCUGAUGGAGGUUUUGGAGGUGGGCCAGGUCAGGAUGCUCAUUUAGCACCAACAUAUGCAUCUGUCAGUGCGUUAUGUAUUCUGAGAACUAAUGAAGCAUAUGCUGUUAUUGAUAGGGAAAAACUCUUACAGUUUCUGCUGAGAAUGAAAAAGCCUGACGGAUCUUUUACUUUGCAUAAGGGUUCUGAAAGUGAUAUUAGAGGUGUGUACUGUGCUUUAUCUGUGGCAAAAUUAACAAACAUAUGGUGUCCAGAAUUGAUAAAAGGAACUGCUCACUGGGUUUCACGAUGUCAAACGUAUGAAGGAGGUUUUGGUGGUGUACCAUAUAUGGAAGCACAUGGAGGCUAUACAUUUUGUGGGUUUGCUUCUUUAGUUCUCAUGGGUCAAGAAAAUUUAAUUAAUAUUAAUAAUUUAUUAAGGUGGCUUGUGCAUCGACAGAUGAAAUAUGAAGGUGGUUUUCAAGGCAGAACUAACAAGUUAGUUGAUAGUUGCUACUCUUUUUGGCAAGGUGGCACUUUCCCUCUGAUGCAUAGAGUCUUGUGUCUAAUGGAAAAUGAAACAAUGAGCACAGACAAUUGGUUAUUUAAUCAAGGAGCUCUGCAGGAAUAUUUGCUAGUCAAUUGCCAAACUCCUCACGGUGGUCUCAUAGAUAAACCAGGAAAAAACAAAGAUUAUUAUCAUACUUGCUAUGCUCUUAGUGGGCUUUCUAUCGCACAGCAUUUUGCAAGUGGCCACAUAGGAAAAAUUAGAGUUGUUGGUAAUGAAGAAAAUGAACUUUGCCCAACUCAUCCUGUGUAUAAUUUAUGUGUACAAAGUGCAUUAGAAGCUGUGGAAUAUUUCAAGAAUUUGCCAGUCCCUAGUGUACCUUCAGAAUAUCAGAAUGAUUCCAAUAAAAAUGUUUGAGACUUUGUAUGAAAUUAAGAGAAAAAAUAAAUAAAUGUUUUAUAUCAUUUGAUUUGUAUGCUAGAAAUAAAAUUCUCACAUUACUUUUUCUCA